AUGACAGAUUCUGAGACCGAGAGCUACGAGGAAUCUGUUGGUGAAACUCCGGAGGAGAGGAUUGAAGCAGCAAAUGAAAUUAAGGCCAAGGGAAAUGAAGCCUUCAAGAUCAAAGACUUUCAAAACGCCAAAAAAUUAUAUGAGGAAGCUAUUGAAAGAUUGUAUGAUGCCAAACCAGAGCUCGAAGCAGCGCUUCACAACAAUGCCGCCGCCGCGUGUUUAGCUAUGAACGAAUAUUUUGAGGCCAUAAGGCACACUGAUGAAGUUCUGCAUCUAGAACCGCAAAAUGAAAAGGCUCUUUAUCGUUGUGCCCAAGCGAAACUUAUGUGCGGUUAUCCUGUUGAGGCCAAGCAGUAUGCUGCUUCCUUGCUUAAAAUAAAACCAACUAGUGCGGAUGCCAGGAGGAUUAUAAAGGAGGCAAAUGCUAAGAUUUUAGUCUAUGAGAACAAGCAGAAGCAAGCAUUCCGCGGUAUAUUUGCCAAAACUGCUGGGAUGUACGAAGAUGUUGAUAAGAAACAGAUGGAUAGAAAGAUGGAAAAGUACGAAAGGGCGAUGCGUCAAAGAGAAGGAAAGGGCCUAGAGAGAGUGGAUAUGAAAACAUGGGAGAAUGAAUUAAUUGAACGCAAACAAGCCCGCGAGGAGGCUAGAAAAAAUGCAGAGAGUGAAGAAGGUUCGACGCCAUCCUCACAACCAUCGACUAAAGCAGAUGAGUUGGAUGAAGAGGAUAAAAAGAUUAUUAGUGAAACUAAAAAGAUGGGGUAUUGCUACUUCAAAGAGCAUGCUGAUAAGGUGGAACAGCAUCUCAAAUCAUUCAAAUCACAAAACUCCAUCCAUACCACACCUGAAGUAGCUGAGGUUAAGGAAAACAAGGCUAUAUCUUCCUGGAACGCACAUGCCACGACUUACGAGGAGAAAGACGUAACCAAGUGGGCCCUUGAAGCCUUCGAUUACUAUAUACGAGGGACUGCAACUAAAAUAAAUGAAUGUGAAGCUACCGUCGCUAUAUUGGAUAUAAACGACUUGGAUGGAGAUGCUAAUAUAUCAGUAAUUAGGGGUACCAAGAGAUACAUGUUUGAGUUUACAUGUUCAAUUGAUUUGAAUGUCAUGUUUGGUGAUAAGGAAGAAUACAAGUUGAAAUUACACUUGAAUGAUAUAUCAAGUGAACUGGUUACUGGAGAGACUUGGAAGGACGAAAUGACUUACUCGUUAACAGGCAUUGACAAAUCUGCACGUGCGAAAGUAUCCGAGAGUAUUGAAUUAUUCAAGGAGCUUCUCUGCACCUCCGUAAGCAACUUUUUCGAGAGAUUUAAACAGAUUAGCUAA
Molecule: messenger RNA, 1323 nt
Organism: Babesia microti strain RI
Lineage: Eukaryota; Apicomplexa; Aconoidasida; Piroplasmida; Babesiidae
Product: chaperone binding protein, putative
Exons: 4
Coding region: 1-1323 (440 amino acids)
Molecular function (GO): protein-folding chaperone binding; ATPase activator activity
Source: RefSeq, a predicted model, not a curated record